Nothoprocta perdicaria is the source of this 696-nucleotide messenger RNA. RefSeq names its product KxDL motif containing 1 (gene KXD1). Lineage: Eukaryota; Metazoa; Chordata; Aves; Tinamiformes; Tinamidae. The record is from RefSeq and is a predicted model, not a curated record. Gene Ontology annotation, cellular component: BORC complex. Bases 53 to 583 code for a protein of 176 amino acids. The transcript has 5 exons. Gene Ontology annotation, biological process: lysosome localization.
UUCCCGGUGCCGCCAUGUGAGGCCGCGGGCUCCGGACCCAGGCGGCGGCGCGAUGGAGCCCUCGGCCUCGCGCGUCUUCUGCAGCCGCGUGCUGGGCAUGGUCAACGCCGAGGACGUCAACGCCAUCAUCCAGGCGCAGAAGAACAUGCUGGAUCGCUUCGAGAAGACCAACGAGAUGCUGCUCAACUUCAACAACCUGUCGAGCGUGCGCAUGCAGCAGAUGGGCGAGCGCUUCGUGCACCACACCAGGACGCUGGUGGAGAUGAAGAAGGACCUGGACAGCAUCUUCCGCAGGAUCAGGACGCUGAAGGCGAAGCUGGCCAAGCAGUACCCGGAGGCCUUCAGCAACAUCCACGAAUCCCCGAUUCUCGACGACGACGACGACUUCGACCCUGUCCCCAAGAGCACCACGACCACCAUCGCUACCUCCGAGCAGAGCACCGAGUCGUGCGACACGAGCCCCGACAUCAUCUCUCCCACCACGAGUCAGGAUUUUGAGGAUCUAUCGCAAGGCCGGUGCCACUCGCCGGCCGUCAACGGACAGAGUCUAACAGACGAAGAAGCCCCCGACGACCUGGACUAGGGGAGCCGGCGCCGCGGCCCCAGCCGGCCCGGGCGCUCCCCAUCCCGUGUUURUAUUCCUGUCUCGGCUUGGCCCUGGGUUUUUGGGGAAGACGGCCGAGAGGUGACAGCCGA